Microdochium trichocladiopsis is the source of this 506-nucleotide messenger RNA. RefSeq lists its product as uncharacterized. The transcript has a single exon. NCBI's taxonomy places the organism in Eukaryota, Fungi, Ascomycota, Sordariomycetes, Xylariales, Microdochiaceae. The record is from RefSeq and is a predicted model, not a curated record. The coding region runs from base 51 to 332 and encodes 93 amino acids.
CAACCAGGUGCGCACAUUUGUGACUGAUGUCUAAUUGUUGUUGCGCGUGAAUGUCUCUGCUGAUAGGUAUGCUGUGGUCGAUGCUGGCUGCUUUACAACGCUGCUUUCGGCUGCCUUGGCUGCGCACUUCACGGCCAAUUAGUCUCAUGUUCGAACUGGGACUGGACCAUCUUUGGCCUAGAUUGACGCCUGUUUGUCUGGUAGACGAAGCAUCUGCUGAAGAGGCGAAUUAUGUAUCGCGUGUUGUAUCCUGUAUACCACCUUGGCGGGAGACGGUCUUGGGCCGGCAGUGGCACGCUGCAAAAGUGUGCUUUCCCAACCAAGGGUUGUGACGUGUGACGAUGGGGCCGGCAAUGCCAUGCCGGGACUCGGCACGCUAGCAGGGUGCCAGCCUAGGCGGGCCAGGGAUCCUCAGCUCGACAGGGUCCACACACAGGUCUAUCGUGUCGCCUAUUAUUAUGCUUGUCGCCCUGGGAGUUGACCUGCGCUGUGUCGCGGUAGGUAAG